Messenger RNA from Ooceraea biroi (clonal raider ant), 1651 nucleotides. RefSeq lists its product as uncharacterized. NCBI's taxonomy places the organism in Eukaryota, Metazoa, Arthropoda, Insecta, Hymenoptera, Formicidae. Gene Ontology annotation, cellular component: nucleus; transcription regulator complex. Gene Ontology annotation, biological process: regulation of transcription by RNA polymerase II. The record is from RefSeq and is a predicted model, not a curated record.
AUUCACAAUGUCGCGUUGGGAGAAGACGAAUUUGAAGAUGAGUUAGAUGAUAAAGAACUUAUCAGCUGCGUUAAAGCCAACCCGUUGUUAUAUGAUAAAUCAGAAAAAUUCUAUAGUAAUAGUAAAGUGAAAAGAGUGAUUUGGGAGGAUAUUGGCAAUAAUUUGACCAACAAAAAAACAGGUGCUGAAACUGAUCAUCGAUUUUAUCAGUUGCGACAGCGAUUUGGCAGAGAAAGAAGGAAAUGUAUUCAAUCUCAGCCUCGAUCAGGUGCUGGAGCUGGCCAACCAACAUAUACAUCGCAAUGGAAUCUUUACAAUGACCUAAUGUUUUUGACUGAUAUAAUAAAACAUCGAAAGACUAUUUCAAAUUAUAAAAGAAAAGAAUCAACUUCAAAAGCAAUAGUACAAGUAAACUUGCCAACCCCCAAUCUGCCUUCAAGUUCGACAUCAAGUUCCUCAUCUGCAUCAAACUUGUGGAACGAAGACUUGAUUACUAUUUCGUGUGAUGAUGUUAAUGAAAGUUCAAAUACGGUUGAGCCCUUACCAUCUGUGCAACCUUCUACAUCAUCGCUACCACGAAGUUCAUCACUUUCAGCAUCUGAAGGUAGUGAAAUAUCUAUUGUAGAAGAAAUGCAACACGCUAUUAAUACCAGUAAACAAUGCGUUCCACAGUCAGAUCUGUUUGCCAAACGAAAAAAGCAGAAAUUCGAUGUUUUUAGUAACACUAUGUUGGAACAAUCGAAAAAUUUAAAUGUGUUGGCACAAAAAGUAGGGGAUGCACUUACUUCAUCUCCAUCUGUAUCUAAUGUUAAUGUUACAGAACCUUUUAAUUCAUUUCGUCCCGAUGUGAAAACUAUGCUAACUUCUUUAGGUUUUGCUUUGCAAAAAAUUCCCGAGUCGAAACAUUUGGAUAUCCUAAUUAGUCUCACGCAGUUAGUAAAACAAUAUAUGGAAGAUGAUAUAACGAAGUAAUGAGUUCAAACAAAGACUUUUGCGUAAUUGUUUCUUAAAAGUAAAAGUUUUACAUUAUUAUUACGUAAAAUUUAUUUUUUUUGUUUCUUAUUUUCAAAGUAUAUAAUAUUAAUUAAUAUACUAUUAAUAUAUACGUCAAAGUACUUAAGUGAAAGAAUACUAAAUACUUGAUUAAACCUUAUACUUGAUUAAUACUUGACUAAAACUUACAACUGCUUUUAGUAUAAAGUAAUUUUAAGAGUUGCGGUAAAUUAUACAGCGUUACAUUUUUAUACAUAUAUUCUUUUAGUUCCUUUAUAUUUAGGGUGCGUUCAGGAUGACGCUAAUAACGCUAUUUAGCGCUACUAAUCUAUAAUAUAAUUUAUGCCACACUACAUAUAGAGUUUUAGUGCUAAAUAGCGCUAAUAGCGUCAUCCUGAACGCACCCUUAAUAACUUAUAAAGUAUUUUCGUUAACAAAUGUUUGUUUGAGAAAAUUACAAGAGCUUUCUUUCUAAAACUGCUUUUAUUAAAAGAUAUUAUAGGUUUUUAUUUCUUAGUUACACAAUUACUGAUCAACCAAAAUUUGCGUUCUAUAUGCUAGAAAAAUUGUUUUUUCUAAUUAAAUGUAUGAAAUGUCUGUGAUAAACAUACAUUAUUAAUAAAUAAAGAGAAAGAGAGAAGUCUGUUUUAAAGAAAAA